AUGCUCGACAUCACAGUAACAGGAAACCACCGAGAGAUUGGUCUCGCAGUGGGCCAACAGGCCGCAGCGCAGGUUGCUGGAUCAAUUGACUUUUAUCGUGUCUUAUUCAAGGCCUUUAACGACUUGGAAUGGACCACGGUGCGCGAGAGGACCGCUGAGUUCCAGCCAUUUCUCAAGGCCAAGUUCCCACGGUACUAUGAGGAAAUAGAAGCGAUUGCAGAGGGUGCCCAAUUGGACUUUCUGGACGUACUCGCUCUGAACAUUCGCAGUGAAAUUGCCUUUGGGCUUUUUGACGAAAACUCAAGACGACCGAUGGCCCUUGAGGCGAUUGAUGGUUGUACCACUCUGGGCUGGAAAACCUCUAGUGGCUCAACGUUCCUGGCGCAAAACUGGGAUUGGAAGAGCAAACAGAAGCCCAAUUUGAUUAUUCUGCGCGUCAAUCCCAAGGGAGUCCCCGGUAUGGACCUGCCGUCUUUUCAGAUGAUAACGGAAGCCGGAAUCAUCGGCAAAAUCGGAUUCAAUGAACACGGUGUCGGCUGCCUCCUCAAUGGUAUCCGCGCUAAGGGUCUGGAUCCAGAACGCAUGCCCAUUCACUUUGCUCUUCGUACCGUAUUGGAAUCUAAGACAAAAAGAGAAGCUUUGGAUAAGAUCGAAUCUUUUGGGUUGGCCGGGAGCAGCCAUAUACUCUUGGGUGACGAUACCGGUCCAACGGGCCUUGAAUGCACGAGUAUCGGAUUCCAGGAGCUACCAGCUGAUGAUCUCGGCCGUGUUGUUCAUGCCAACAAUCUCAUACUGAAGCACGAAGGAGUGUUCGAGCCUCUAUGGCUUGAGGAUUCGCCUAAGCGUACCGCUCGGCUCCAAGAGCUCGCGACGAAGGAAGUCGGCGAAAAAGCGAGUCACGACACGCUUCUUGAGCUGUUUAAGGACGAGCAAAAUUUUCCCGCUUCUAUCAACCGGCGCCAGCACGGUAACAAUGAUUCAAAUACGCUAUUCAAUGUUGUAUAUAAUAUCACUGAGAGAAAGGGAAUAAUCUCCAUGGGUAGACCAACAGAAAUAGAGGAGCAGAUAGAGAUAGGGUUCUAA
Messenger RNA from Ilyonectria robusta, 1083 nucleotides. Its product is annotated as acyl-coenzyme A:6-aminopenicillanic acid acyl-transferase-domain-containing protein. Bases 1 to 1083 code for a protein of 360 amino acids. The transcript is spliced from 2 exons. Lineage: Eukaryota; Fungi; Ascomycota; Sordariomycetes; Hypocreales; Nectriaceae. The record is from RefSeq and is a predicted model, not a curated record.